UGAUUUUUCACAAACAAUAGAAAAAUUGUUUUUUUUUAUUGUUUGGUUAAACGCACAAAUGAGUUCAGUCAAAAACAAAUAAACGUUGAAUCGUUAAAAAAUGCAACAUAAUACGCACAAAUAUUGCUGCAUUUAAUGAGAAACAAAAAAAAUACGCAUAAAAUAUUAAGAAAUAAAUAAAUAAAUAAAUAAAUAAUAAGUAAAUGAAAAAAUAUUGUAAGUGCACAACACACAAGAAUUUUAAAGUGAAACAUAAUUAAAAGAAAACGUCGCUGCUGCUGUCGCCGUCGCCGCCGUCGCUGCUACUGCAAUCUGUCACUGUUCCCCUUGCAACAUGACUCUGUACAUUGAGCUGUUCGGCCUAUUCAUGUUGCUGAUGUUGCCGUUCCUGUACGAGACAAGCCACAUAUUCCGCUAUUAUUUCAAAUUUUUGAUAUAUUAUGGCUUGGUGAGCCUCAAUUCGGUGAUUCUGCUCCCGGCGCUGCUGUGUCGACCGUGCAAUGUCAGGAAUUUGCUCUGGGCCAGCACAUUCUGCCAACGAAUCACAACAUUGAUUGGCUUACGAUGGGAACUACGCGGCGGAGAGCACCUUGAAAAGGAUCGACCUGCUAUUAUCGUUUCUAAUCAUCAAAGCUCAUUAGACGUUUUAGGCAUGUUUAACAUUUGGCACGUAAUGGAUAAAUGUACUGUAGUAGCUAAACGUGAACUCUUCUAUGCUUGGCCCUUCGGAUUAGCAGCUUGGUUGGCUGGCUUAAUUUUUAUUGACCGAGUUCGUGGAGAAAAAGCACGCGAAACUCUUAAUGCAGUUAACACUAAAAUUAAACAGCAGAGCAUUAAAAUAUGGGUAUUUCCAGAGGGCACACGACGAAAUACCGGUGAAGUGCAUCCAUUUAAAAAGGGUGCAUUCUAUAUGGCCAUCGAUGAGCAAAUACCAAUUAUACCAGUGGUCUUUAGUUCUUAUAUAUCAUUUCUAAAUGAUAAAAAGAAAAUUUUGAACUCGGGAAAUAUAAUUAUAACAUCUUUACCACCAGUCAGCACAGUAGGACUAACAAGAAAUGAUAUACCAGAGCUAAUGGAACUUGUACAUAAUCAAAUGUCAGAAACUUUUAAAAACACUUCGGCUGAAAUAUUGCAUCACUAUAAGACAACGAGGCAAUGCAAUACACCACUGGUAAGCACAAGCUUACACAAUACCGGUGGAAAAAGUCCUACCACCACAAAACAGCCGACAACACCGACAUUACUAGCAGUGACUCCACCACCAACACCAAAGGAAGAAUUCAGAAAUCCAAUUAAGCAAGACACAGCGGGCCGUACAAAUCUUAAUUUGAAGAACGUACAUUGAAUGUACUCGUUUAAAGUGAUAGAAAUUAAACUCUACACUCCCAAAAAAACGUGGCAACAUAUACCAAAUUGCAAAUACGUGUAUACUCUAAAACAUAUGUGUAUAUUUUAAACAUUUUCAAGCAUAUUCUUCGGGAUGUUUCUUUAUAACAUAAGGACUAUAUUAUGUAUAAAUAUAAAUUUAUUUUUAACUAACCUAAACAUAUGACAUAUACCAAUAAUUGGUUUUUUUAUGAACUUAAUUUACACACAUGGGGUUUCCUAACUAAGACUUUUAAAAUUUUUAAAGAUAUUCUUGUGCAUAAGUAACGUAAGAACCUAAUUGAAAAAAGGCGUCCAAUAUUAAUCGAGAUAUUAGCUGACAAGAAAAAAAUUCCUUCCGUGUGUAUAUAGUAUGUUCCCCAACAAAAUACAAGAGAUCAUUCCCUGGACCAAGGAACAGAAAACAUUGUGUAGAUACAGAUGCCAAUUUUCAAUAUUAAACGAGAUGCAAGAUAGCAAGGAAAGGCCUAUCGGUCUAUAUAUCGGACAUUGGCACAUCAGUUUGUAAAUUCGUUUAGUUAGGAAAUGCCCUGUAUAUGUAUGAUAUUAUGAGUUUAAAAAACAUAAAAGUAUUUUAAAUCAGAUAAUAAUAUCCGGUAAAUACUUACAGUUUUACAUUUGCGUCUUCACAGUAAUUGCAAUAUUAUUAAAAUAGAAUAAUAGUUUAAUUCUAUUCUAUUUAAUUAUUAAACAGACACUAAAUCCGUAAGAAAUUAUCAAUGUAUUUUUUAAUUUAUAUCGGCGUGUGAGAGUAACGAUUAACUUGACCUAAAAUAUUUCAUUUUUUAAUUCGAUAUCGAAAACCAGAUAAUAUA
Teleopsis dalmanni is the source of this 2201-nucleotide messenger RNA. RefSeq names its product 1-acyl-sn-glycerol-3-phosphate acyltransferase alpha (gene Agpat1). Bases 335 to 1345 code for a protein of 336 amino acids. Lineage: Eukaryota; Metazoa; Arthropoda; Insecta; Diptera; Diopsidae. Gene Ontology annotation, cellular component: membrane; endoplasmic reticulum. Gene Ontology annotation, molecular function: 1-acylglycerol-3-phosphate O-acyltransferase activity. Gene Ontology annotation, biological process: phosphatidic acid biosynthetic process. The transcript is spliced from 3 exons. The record is from RefSeq and is a predicted model, not a curated record.